AUGAAAAUGUUUUACUCACUUAGUCUCUCGUUAUUAACUUUAAAAAUGCAAUUCUCUGCCUCCACCUUGUCUUUUGCAACUUUGAUUGCCUGUGCUGCUGCCUUCUCUAACACCACCGUUACUGAAUACUCCACCACUGAUAUCACCAUCACCUCCUGUUCAGACAACAAGUGUACUGAAACCACCUUGCCAGCUUCCUUGUCCGUCGUCACCGAAACCGUCAACGGUGUUGAAACCAUCUACACCACCAUCUGUCCCGAAACUGAAACCACCCCAGUUCCUACCACAGUCGAGAUGACCACCGUCACCACCACCGUUGAAGGUACCGUCUACACCACCGUCUGCCCAGUCACUGAAGUCACCCCAAUGACUACCAUCACCACCACCGUUGAAGGUACUGUCUACACUACUGUGUGUCCAGUUUCUGAAGUCACUGUCGCUUCUACUUCCGCUACCCCUGUCGCUCCAGUCUCUACCUCUGAAGGUGUCUCCUACGUCGACCUCACCACCACCCCAGUCGUCACUGUCUCCUCCAGUGUUGAAGCUACCUCUUACAAGCAAUUGACUUUGACUUCCUACUACGCUUCCUCCGCUGGUAACGCCACUGUUGCUCCAGAAGUCUCCACCUUCGAAGGUAAGGCUGCUCAACUCGCUGUUGGUGUUGCCGGUUUCGCUGGUUUGGCUGCUGUUUUGUUGUAA
Molecule: messenger RNA, 699 nt
Organism: Lizanozyma spartinae
Lineage: Eukaryota; Fungi; Ascomycota; Pichiomycetes; Serinales; Debaryomycetaceae
Gene: PGA6
Product: Pga6p
Exons: 2
Coding region: 1-699 (232 amino acids)
Source: RefSeq, a predicted model, not a curated record